GAAAUCCUGAAGCGAAUUCUGCCUCUUGCUUUGAGUACGCACAGCUUCACACCACCUCAACCAGACGACAGAAAGAAUAGUCAGCACGGGGGGGAGAGGAGGGAAAACAUACAGGAGACUUGGCUGAUGCAUCUCUGCCACAGCAUCCAUUUCACGGCGAUUACAGUUGGAAGUGAAGGGAGACGGUGCGCAUUUUCUCUGAGAAACACGGUGCUCGUCUCCAUCCUCCAAAGUCUGUUUCUUGAGAGCGGCUGCGGAGCGGAAAGGACGCUUGUUCUCCUCGCCUCGGCUGCACGGACACUAUUUCAUAACAAGGCUGUUUAUUCAGAGGAAAAAAAGAAGAAGGGGGGAGCAGGUCAACCGCAGUUUCAGCCGGUUUCAGCAUCUUGUUCGUGGAGUGGUAAUUUUUGCGGCGUGCCGCUCGAGACGCUGAAGGAAUACCCAACGGUUUAAGUUUUCCUGGAAGUUGCGCAGUGGCAGAGAAAAAGGAUCAAAACAAAAAAGAAAAAGAUGGGAAUUUGUGGCUAUGUGGCGGCGCCUGGGAAAUGCCUUGUCGUCCUCGGACUUAAAUUGUUAUUCCUUGUACCUGCAGGAGUUCCAGCCAGAAGCGGGGAUUCUGUACUGAAGGACAACAUCACCGUCAGGCAGGGGGACAGCGCCGUCUUAAAAUGCAAUGUCGACAGCAAAGUCUCAAGAGUGGCGUGGCUCAACCGUACCACUAUUCUUUUUGCGGGGACAGAGAAGUGGUCCCUGGAUCCUCGCGUCGUCCUGAUGGAAAACACAGCGGUCACAGAGUACAGCAUCAAGAUCCAGAAUGUUGACGUUCAUGAUGAAGGUCCCUAUGUUUGCUCCAUCCUGACUAACAAGAAACCAAAAUCCACAAGAGUCCAUCUCAUUGUUCAAGUUCCUGCCAGGAUCACCAAUAUAUCGAAGGACGUGACGGUGAAUGAGGGCAGCAGCAUCCGUCUAAUGUGCCUGGCAGUUGGUCGACCUGAGGCCAACAUCAUAUGGAAGCAUCAUUCACCAAGAGGAACCCAUAAAUUUGUGACCGAGGGGGAACACCUGGAGCUGACAGGCAUCACCAAAGAGCAGUCAGGAUCAUAUGAAUGCAUCGCCUCUAAUGACAUCUCAAGCCCUGAUAUCAGGACAGUGCAAGUCACAGUCAACUACCCUCCCUUCAUUUCAAAGGCAAGGAGUACAGGUACCCCAGUUGGACAAAAAGGAGUCCUGCAGUGCGAAGCCUCUGCUGUCCCGAGGGCAGAUUUUGAGUGGUACAAAGAAGACCGCAGGCUACUCAACGGAAUAAAUGGGGUGAAGAUAGAGAACCAAGGUAAACAGUCGCUGCUUAUCUUUUUCAACGUCUCAGAAGAGGACUAUGGAAACUACACUUGUGUGGCCAUGAACACGAUGGGAAUCACUAAUGCCAGUAUAAUCCUGUAUGGUCCAGGUGCAAUGCAUGAUGUCAAUGGGGCUGCCAUGCUGCCCCAAAGCUCCUCAUGCCUCCUGCUGACUGUAACCGUAUUCUACCUUCUCAAGUUCUGAUGUAAAAUGAGACCCUCUUCACGCUUCUCUCAGCACUGAAUGGCAAGAACAGACUAUUAAUCCUACGAGAAGAAUGGGAGACCAAGAUUGCCACUGGUUCACCCUUUGUUUUCUUUCUAUUUUCCGUCUGGCUUUGCAUCAGAGUCUGUUCUCUGUUGGUUUGCAAAGAGUGAGAGGCGUCAAUCGGAAGAAGGGAAAAAUUUUAAUCAUGCACUAAUUUGAUGAUGGUAGAACUACAGAGUUUGUGUGUCCCCAAAUCUUUUUGUAUGUGAAAAGGGAAAAGAAAAAAAAUCUAAGUGUAACUGUUGAUAGUUGACUGUUUAUUGCCCAAUAUUGAAGUGUACAUUCAAAUUAUUACUAUUAUUGUGUCACAUCCUGUUCAAUAUCUGUACAAUACCAUUAAGCUUUUUUAAGUAAAUGACAAAAAAGGAAACAAUGCAAUGUGAUUGUUGAAUUUUACUGUAUUUUUACAGUUGUAUGCAAAUCAGAGUUACUGGUCCUUCAUGAUGAACAGUUUGGAAUGAUGAGGAGUACACCAUAAUUUCUCAGGCAAAGUCCUUCAGCAUAGUGCAUCCAAAUUUCUAUCUCCAUCAUAGUGUGUGUAAAAAAAUGUACAAAUAUGGUCAGACAAUUCCUGCAUUGUUUUUAGAAAUACAUUCACUUAUCAAAUGGCAUUGUAGACUCACCUCAUUGCAGUGUCAUAGCAGCUUCAAGGUGAAUUCAUACUGACAAUCUGAAAUCAGAUAUCCAGACUCAUUCAUGUGAAAUGAAACUUAAGACUGAAGUCAUGGUCAAAACUGAUGCUGGCAUAACCGAGUACAGAGUUGUGUGAAGCUAGUGGAAUUUGGCAUUAAACCAGCUUCUCAUCAGGCACUCAAGUAAAUAUGUUCUUUUGCUUUAGAAAAUGAAAUCUUUGGUUUUAAAGUUUGGAGCCAGUUUUAUUAAAUUCAAUGGUGAGUUAGUGUUCUCUAAUUUUAUAAAAGUAAAAACACAUUUGAUUCAUUUCCUCUCAGCCAACCACAGUGGCCCUUCUGCUAGUCGAUUUUUACACAAUGACGACUUUGUGUUUUGUACUUUUUCUUCUUUUGAUGCAAAACUAACAAAUGCAUGGUCAGUGCAAAACAUAUUUCACCUGUCAUCAAGGUCACAUUUACAGAAGACUCAGAAGAAAAAAACCUAACUGUAAAGAAAGAAAUUUAAUAGACCAUGACUGUGUUUUUGCAAGUUUCAGCUUAAAUUUUUGUAGCAUACUUUCUUUUCCACCCACAUCUAUUUGACUUCUGGUAACUAAUAAUUUUUAUGUAUUAUUAUUUGCAUGAAUAUUUCCUUAACCCAAAUUUUGCUUUGUUUCUGCCAUCAUUGUGAAUUAAUGCAAAUGAAAAGUAUAAACAAGACAAAAACAGACAUCAAUGCUAUCUUAUUUGUAUUUUUAGCAUAAAUUAGCAAAUUUGUGUGGAAAGUGUUUUUAUUUAAUAUGUAAAUUUUGUUACAAUCAAGGUUUAUAUACAAGCAUGCUGUCAGGCCCUUUUUUUUAAAUACAUAUUUAUUCCACAAGUAUUUUAUUAUUGGCUCAUUGAAAGGCAGAAAAUUUUGGGACACUUCCUUCACCAGAGUUUCUUAAAUGAAAGUGUAAAGAUUUUAUUUUUUCUCAGGAGACAUAACAAAAGCAAGAUGAGUCAACUUGAAUGAAUCUUCCCUGAAGCUGCUAUGAAGCUUUUUUUUUCAGGUGUUGUGAAUGUGUGCUUUUGACCCGAUGUGCCCGAGGUUAACGGUGGACACUGUUCUUCAGACUACAAGAUAAACAGUUUCAUUCAAUGGCUAGUGAAGGAACUUUCAAGGGACAUUUCUCUUUUUUUUCUUAGUCAGCCUCUUGAUAGAAUUCCCCAGUGAAAAGAAAAUUCAUAGAGCACAAGCAAACGCUAAUGUGAUGUUCCUCUGUUGUCCAGUUCACUCUUGUGCAAACCUAUGAGUAAGACGUGUUGAAGACAAAAAGAACAGGGAUGAGACUGAAUUAUGUGGGAGUGAUUUUAUUGUACUCACAUGUUAAGUUAUGUGCUUGUGAUGAUGAUAGUGAACCAGUCAGCUAUGGACUAUGGAAUAUGUUGCAGGAUGAAAUUUCCCUUUGCAGGCUUUGUUUUUGCAAAAAGCACAGAUGAGUGAGAUACAGAUACCUGCAGAAAUUAGGUUAAAGGUUACUGUCAUGCUUUCCAUCCCAGAUAGAUCAACAGAACAAAUAUUGAUGUCAAUAAUCUUGAAUCAGUUUGUUUUAAAUCCCUAUUAAAAGAGAACUGACACUGGAA
Messenger RNA from Melanotaenia boesemani (Boeseman's rainbowfish), 3842 nucleotides. It is a transcript of the gene opcml, whose product is annotated as opioid binding protein/cell adhesion molecule-like. NCBI's taxonomy places the organism in Eukaryota, Metazoa, Chordata, Actinopteri, Atheriniformes, Melanotaeniidae. The transcript has 7 exons. The record is from RefSeq and is a predicted model, not a curated record. Bases 511 to 1542 code for a protein of 343 amino acids. Gene Ontology annotation, cellular component: neuron projection.